AUGGCAGCUCAACAGGUUUCCAAGAUUUUCGUCGUUGGUGGGACAGGCGCCCAGGGCAUUCCAGUUAUCUCGAGUCUAGUGCGCGACAAGAAGUACCAGAUCAAAGUACUUACCCGCUCCCGAGACUCCGCUCGUGCUACAUAUCUGGCAUCCCUUGGAAACGUUGAAUUUAUCGAAGGUACUUUUGCUAGCGAAUCCGACCUCCGUCAAGGCUAUGAAGGCUGUGACGGCGCAUUCAUCAACAUCGAUGGGUUCAAUUCCGGAGAGAAGACCGAGAUGUAUUGGGCAAUCCGCGCUUAUGAGCUUGCCCUUGAAGCGGGCUUGAAGUUCUUUGUGUACGGAAACCUGGAUUACGGAUAUAAGAAGAGUGGAUACGAUCCCAAAUUCCGCUGCGGCCAUUACGACGGAAAAGGACGAAUCGCCGAAUGGAUACUUCAACAGAACCAAUUCAACCAGGGCCGGAUGAAGGCCUCUAUUUUCACAACCGGUCCCUAUAUCGAUAUGACCAUUGCAAAUGUGACACCAAUGACUCCGACAGUGGAAGAUGGGAUUGUUACUUGGCGCGUGCCACUUGGUUCAGGCGCUGUACCUCAUGUCUCGCUCGAGGAUUGUGGGUACUACGUCCGAUGGCUUUUCGAAAAUAUCGACAAAGCAAAUGGACUUGAUCUUGAGGUUGCAAUUGAACAUGUUCAUUAUGAGGAUCUUGCUCGCGCCUUUGAAGCCGUCACAGGCCAUCCGGCGCGCUUCAUCGAUAUGGAUCUGGACACAUACUGGGCUACAGGACCGCUGAGCAAGGCCGCCGACUUGGGGUGUGGUUACAACUCUGAUCCCAGUGAUCCCGCUUUCAUGACGAUGCGACAGAACUUCAGUGGCUUUUGGAAUCUGUGGAAACAUUCUGGCCGCAACCAGGGGAUAGUCAAGAGAGAUUACAAACUGCUUGACGAAAUUCAUCCUAACAGGAUCAGAACUGCUGAGCAGUGGUUUCGCGAGAUGAAUACCCGGGGAAUCGAGGAUGGUAGUGGUUCUAUUUGGGGAGAAGAUACAGCCGGAAAACCUGAAGCCUGUGUUGAAGUUAGCGGAGGAUGGCAGGCAAGGGCGACUUUGAGUCAUUUCCGCACGCUGGGCUCUACUACUUCAGCAUGCCCGCUUUUGCAUGAAAUGUAG
Molecule: messenger RNA, 1164 nt
Organism: Penicillium maclennaniae
Lineage: Eukaryota; Fungi; Ascomycota; Eurotiomycetes; Eurotiales; Aspergillaceae
Exons: 1
Coding region: 1-1164 (387 amino acids)
Source: RefSeq, a predicted model, not a curated record